Messenger RNA from Dufourea novaeangliae, 4386 nucleotides. It is a transcript of the gene qin, whose product is annotated as RING finger protein 17-like. The coding region runs from base 13 to 4386 and encodes 1457 amino acids. NCBI's taxonomy places the organism in Eukaryota, Metazoa, Arthropoda, Insecta, Hymenoptera, Halictidae. The transcript is spliced from 22 exons. The record is from RefSeq and is a predicted model, not a curated record.
AAGACGACUGCCAUGUAUCCGAACGAAACACAGAAUACCGACUGUCUAGAAGGAAGCAUUACGCAGCAUUUCGCUUACCUGCACGGCGUUCUCCAAAAUGUCGAGCGAAAAAUCAUCGACUCGCUCCACAAGCGGCACGAUUCAUGGAACAAAAAUAUCGACGAGAUCUCGCAGCAGCUGAGGGAACACGAGGAUCGUUUGCAAUCUGCGCUUGUGGUGAUAGGUUCGAUUACAGAAAACCUGGACAAAAUAGAUAUUCAGCAAGUGAUACGGAACUUGCAGAAGUUAGCCGACAUCCCUUGUCAUUUGGUAAUCACCUCUAAUUCGGACGAGAAAGAAAUUAGAUUCAAUAUCGACCAGACCAUCGUGAACACUCUGGAGAAGCACUGUACCAUACACGUGCCAGCAGCGUCCAAUUUCAGUUUGCAACGAACGGAAUUGUUGCCGGACGAUUACGAGAUCGAGCCGCUCACGGAGGAGAUCAGCAUUCUGAGAUUGCGAGAUAAGUCCGCAGGAAUGAAAGCGACGUCGGCGGUGGCCAUCGCGCCGCGAACUAACGAUAAUCAUCCUUCUGUGGGUGUCUCUGAGAUGGUCCGCGUCACUCACGUCAUCGAUCCAUCAUGUUUUUAUGUACAAUUGAUACAGCACCAGAAUAAAUUAGCGGAGCUCACCAAAGAGUUGGCGAUGCUGGCCAACACAUCGGGCAUUAUACCCACAGAAGUGACGUUAAAUGGUUCGUAUGUCGUGCAGUGUUCCAGAGACCGAAAUUGGUACCGUGCACGUGUUGUCAAUAAAAGAACCGAUCCUAACAAGGACGAGAGGUACACCGUGUUCUUUGUGGAUUACGGAAUGAACGAAGAGAACGUACCGUUAUCCAGAAUGCGAAACAUUAUACCAACUUUCUCGAUGCAUUCGGGAAUGGCCCUUAGGUGCACAUUAUUCGAUGUUGUCCCGAACGGUGGUGCAUGGCAUCCCGAUGCUACUGAGGCGUUCAAAAAACUGGUGUGCACAAACACCAUGGUCUCGAUGUGUGUAAUGAUGAGAACCGGUGACACUUUUUACGUUGACCUCUGCGCCGUGUCCUCGAAAGACUCAGGAUUAAUACCUGUAAAGGACUCGUUAACCUACAUGAAAUACGCAACCUGCGUUUCAUCAAAUACAUUGAUGAGAAUGAAUCCUGAUUCCACGACAAAGUAUUACAAGGAACAGCUCGAGUUAGAAAGCUAUAUAGAUGUUGAAGUUUUGUUCGUUGAAUCUCCUGAUUGCAUAUACGUUCAGAAAAUCCACUCAAAUAGGUCGUACCAUUGCAAAAUGAUACGUGAGCUGACGGAAACCUACGAGCACAAUUUAUCUUCCACUGAAUACAUUCCUGUGCCUCAUAAAGAUCUACCGUGUGCAGCGCCUGGCGUUGAUAAACGUUGGCACAGAGGUAUAAUAACUGACGUUACUGAAAUCUCAGUGCAAGUUUUUUUCGUUGACUUAGGAUACACGCUAAUGUUUAAUUAUAAUGCAAUAAGAGCCCUGCCAAAGAAGUAUAUGAGUUGCAAAACUCAGGCAAUAAGAGUCUCGUUGAGGAACAUCAAACCCCCGUACGGGAACUGGGAUCAAUGGCGAUUAGAGGCAAUUGAAUUUCUAAAGAAAUGCCUCAUGCAUUCAACAAAGCCUUAUAAAAUUGUCGCUUUCGACAAGUCUGGCGAUACGUAUAAUGUCGUUAUGUAUAGGCAUGACAAAACUAAUGUUGCCUAUUUAUUAAUAAAGAAUGGUUUUGCACUGAACACAAGACCAAGUCCCCGUAAUGCGAACACGGGAGGAAAGAGUCGGAAUAGAAGACAGAAACAUAGAAGAGCUAUUAAUAAUAUGAAAGAGCCAACAGAGUCGGAAGAACCAAUAGAACAGGUGGAACGUAUUGCGUCUGCAGAAUCGCAUACAAUAUUAAAUACAAGUACAAGAAGCACAUCGGAAGAAACUGAGGAUCCGUUUAAAGUGCAUGUUCUGGUCCACCAAGUCCGGUCUCCGGACUGUAUUUACGUGUCCGAUGCCAUGUGCGAACAGACAGGCAUCGAAGAAAUGAUGAAACAGAUACAAGAAUUUUAUAACAAGUAUCGUUCCACGAAACAGGAAGUCUGGAACAUGGAUGCUGUUUGCGCAGUCUAUUCAGCGAAUAACAGCAUGUAUUACCGAGGUAAAAUCGUCGAGAUAAACACGAAGGGCAAUGUAGUCGUAUUUUUAUACGACAUUGGAGUCGAGGAAACUGUAUCGAUAAAUGACAUACAAGCAUUGUAUCCACCGUUUUUCAAAAUACCCACUUCCGUUUUUAAAAUCAAAUUAUCCGGCAUAUUACCGUGCGGAGGAUCAUCAAGUUGGCCGUCGUCGUCUUGCCAGGCAUUACAUGAAAUUAUAGACAAGAAUCAAAACUGCAGAUUUUAUAUAUCAAAGCUUGAAGAUGAAGACGUGGAGAAUUCCGCGAUUCCAGUGGAGCUUUGGAUAAAACAGAAGAAGAUGGACGGUCCACUAGCACCGACCAGAAUAGAAAUUAAUUCUGUUAAUAGAAUGUUGGUUGACAAGGGUCUUGCUUUACCUGUAAAAGAAUAUGCGAAGAAACGUGAUAAAAUCGUAGCAGUUGAGCUAAAGCGGCUUGCCAUAAAAAAAUCAGAAAGACUGUUGAAAAGCGAAUCAAACGUAAAAUGGUUUAAAAUAAACAAUGGGGAUGGUGCUGUUGCCGAAGCAGGCAUUAAUAUGGAUUCAAAAAUAUUGUUGGAAUAUUCGAAUUCGAAUUCCGAUAGUGAAGAAUACAGUUCGGAAGAAAUAUUUGACAACAUGCCAACGUUACCAAAGUUAUCGUCGUGGUUACCAGCGGAGCCAAUACUAAAAGAUGUGUUUUCUGCUGUACCUACAUAUUUGGACCAUGAUGGUUUUUUAUAUCUGCACUCCAUAGAACAAAAUACCAAAACACUACAUAGCAUAGAAACAAAACUGCAAGAUCUAUACAAUAAUUGUGCAGUCGAGUCAUGCGAUAUUGUAUGGGCUGCGGGAGACAUGUGCAUCGCUCAGUAUCAUGCAAAUCAAAAAUGGUACCGGGGAAAAGUAGUGAAAGUUUUGGGAAAUGAUAUAUUUGAGGUGGAAUUUGUCGAUUAUGGUAAUGUUGAAGAGUGCUCCAUUGGUACUUUGAAGAAGAAAGUGAUCUUAGAAAACAUACCAAUACAAUGUACUAAAUGUUUAAUUUACGGACUAAAUCCGAAUAACAAAACUGGAAAAUGGACAACGGAAGAUUUAGAUAAAAUACAUGGUCUUCUUAUUGAUAAGAAUUGCGAAGUGUCGAUCUUAGAUGCAACUGAUUUGUUCUAUGUUAUUUCUGUAACAAUAUUCCCAAAUGAACAUUGUAGUCAGACAAUGGAUUUAAUUACAUUUCUAGUCAACGAGUGGAAUAUGAAUAUUAAACUGGAAAUCGAAAACAAUUUGUCAGGAAGGGACACAUCCACGACAGACACGCCGGAUGUAAUUAUUGAAAACUCAAAAUUCAUUUAUUCAGACGAAGAAAUAGAAAAUGUGGCAAAAGACGAAGUUAUCAGUGGAUAUUCUGUGUUAAUGCAACACACGAAUGCGCUGAAUGAAAGUGGUAGCUGUGCUAUGACUGAUCACGAAGAAAAUUUUUCCUGGUGUAAAAGCAAAACUGACAUAGUUACAUCUACGCCUCACAUUGUUUCUGAGGAGAAUCUUUCAAUCAAUUAUAAAGUAAUCGAUAUUCCCCAAGAUAUAGAAUACAUCGAAAUAGAACUAUGCUGCAGUAUUACUGCUACAAAGUUCCAUGCUCAGUUGAAGGAAAAUGCACACUCAACGACUUUGACUACAUACUAUGAACAGUAUCAGCUUCUAAUGAGUGAUUUGCAAGAAAACGCUUGUAAGCAACCCAUGAUUACAUACAUUGCUCCCAACACGCCAUGUUGUGCGAAGUUCAGUGACGGUGUAUGGUACAGAUGUUUGAUUGUCGAGACUGAACCUGCUGCUGGUACAACUGACGUUGAAAUUAAAUUGUUAUACGUGGACUAUGGAAACGAUGAAUACAGAACAGUAAACACUGAACAAUGCGAAUUACAUGCCUUAAAAAAAGAAUGGAUGGACGUACCAGUUUUAGCAAUUAAAUGUAAAUUAUGGAACAUAGAGGUCGCUUCCUCAGCAAAUAAGGAUUCUCUGUUACCCCGAUUAAAAGAAAUGUACAAUAGACGUGUUGUAGCUACAAUUAAAAAAAUUGAUAAUGACUUCAUGUAUAUUGAAUUGUAUGAAAACGAGGAUCGUGAAGAACUUAUUUAUGGUUCACUCAUCCAAGAAGGCAUUUUUAAACGAAUAAAAGAUUGUCAAACAGCAUCACUUAAAAAUAUUAGUCAAUAG